Molecule: messenger RNA, 563 nt
Organism: Zonotrichia albicollis (white-throated sparrow)
Lineage: Eukaryota; Metazoa; Chordata; Aves; Passeriformes; Passerellidae
Product: C-C motif chemokine 4-like
Biological process (GO): positive regulation of GTPase activity; eosinophil chemotaxis; antimicrobial humoral immune response mediated by antimicrobial peptide
Cellular component (GO): extracellular region
Molecular function (GO): CCR chemokine receptor binding; chemokine activity
Source: RefSeq, a predicted model, not a curated record
CAGCCCGGCAUGGGGACAGCAUCCAGGGUGCUCUGUGCCCUCCUCAUCCUCUGCACGCUGUGCUGGCACAGCCUGGCUCAGAGAGCUCCAGCCAUGCCAGACAAGUGCUGCUUCAACUUCCAGACCAGGAGGAUCAAGAGGGACAACGUGGUGGCCUGCUACCCCACCAGCCCCGAGUGCCCGCACCAGGCUGUGAUCUUCAGGGUGAGGAACGGGAAGGAGAUCUGCACGCAGGCCAGCAGGCCGUGGGUCAAGAGGUACCAGCAGAGCUUCCAAGUCAGCUCCUUCUCCAUCCCCAGCUAGGGGGGUGGCUGGGGACAGCCCUGUGGGGGACACCACACCGGCAGAGGGGACAUUUCUGGAUGGAGCAGCUCACGAGAGACAUCCUCCCCACCACCAUGACCCUCACCACAGGAGGAGGCCUUUUCCAGCCUCUUCCAGCCUUUUCCAGCCCACCAGGAUGGAGAGUUCAGACCCUCUGUGGUCCAUGGAGAGGCUGCAGCAGGCUGGGGGUGAAGGGAGAGCAGCUCCUCUGUUGUGUUUUGUCGACUCUGUCCAGAAUU